UCGACGUAUGUGUCCCUAGUUUUCAUUUGUAAACAAUAAUAAGCAGGGACACCACACGUGCAAUCCUUGGGCAUAGCAAUGGAAAAUUCCGGGAUAGAACAGCCAGCGGAGAAAAAGUUGAAAGAGGAUGUAUCAACCGUAGUAAUUCCAAGUGCCCCUGGCUUUACUCCACCAACUCCGAACAGUAAAAACCAACUGAAAAAGCAAAAGAAACUGGAGCAACAACUGCUGCAGCGCAAGGAAAAGCGAAAGCAAGAAAAAGAACGUCAAAAACAAAAACGCCGAGAAGCUGCCGAAAAAGGUUUGCCCGUACGUAAUGGCCCAUCGAGAAAAGACCUGAAGAGACGUCUUGAAAAAGUCGGUGAACAGGAAAACCCUUUGCGUAUUGUUAUUGAUUUAGAUUGUGACGAUCUGAUGAAUGAACGUGAUAUGGCAAAAUGUGUAAAACAAUGUCUGCGAAUAUAUACCAUUAAUCGUCGAUCGGAGUGUCCUGUACAAUUGCAUUUUACUGGUAUUAAAACUGAUGGUAAUAUACAUAGGGUAUUGAAGAAAAAUGAUGGCUGGGAAAAUUGGCAUUUAAAAUAUCACUUUGAUGAGACACAUUUAGAGGCCUUUGACAAUAAGGAAUUAAUAUAUCUAACCAGUGAAUCUGAUAAUGUGCUUGACAGUUUGGAUGCGAAAAAUGUCUAUGUCAUUGGUGGUCUCGUCGAUCACAAUCAUCAUAAAAACUAUUGUCAUGAUCGUGCAACAAAAGCGGGCUUAAGAACGGCACGUCUUCCGCUGGGAGAAUAUGUCGAUAUGAAAACGAGAGCGGUGCUUACAACGUUUCAUGUUUUCGAAAUACUGGUACGUGUGGCCGAAGGUAAAAGUUGGACUGAUGCUAUCUUGCAAACAAUACCACCAAGAAAAGGUGCCAAACCUAAGCAGAUAGCUGGAAAUACUGCAGAAAACAAAGAGGAAACUGUUAACGAUGUUGGAAAUCAGAAUACUGCCACUGACACAGAGGAUAGUAACCAAACAAAAGAUAUAGAAACGGAAAAUAGUAAUAAUGACAAUAAAAUCGAAAGUUCAGAGACAAAUUGUGAAAUUGCAAAUGAUGAUCAAGAAUCAUCUAAAAAGGAAUGUACUGACGAAACGGAGAGAUAAUAAAGGUUUAAAUUACCCCAUCGGGGUAAUAAGCUCAUAAAAAUCA
Messenger RNA from Musca domestica (house fly), 1192 nucleotides. RefSeq names its product tRNA methyltransferase 10 homolog A. The record is from RefSeq and is a predicted model, not a curated record. Bases 79 to 1146 code for a protein of 355 amino acids. Gene Ontology annotation, cellular component: nucleoplasm; nucleus. Gene Ontology annotation, biological process: tRNA N1-guanine methylation. Gene Ontology annotation, molecular function: tRNA binding. The transcript has 3 exons. NCBI's taxonomy places the organism in Eukaryota, Metazoa, Arthropoda, Insecta, Diptera, Muscidae.